AUUUAUCAUUAUCCAUCUUUGGUUGCGACGAAUUUACUUCUGUAUAAAUUGCAAGUCAGAGGGUAUAGAAAAUUAAUAUACAUAAUGUAUCCAUUACUAAUACUUGCAAUACUUAUUGCAUGUUAUGUCCUGUUUCACAUCUAUAUCCUACGACCGUACAUCGCGGGUGGUGUUUGCACAAGCAAAGCCAGAUUGGACGGCAAGACGGCGAUUGUUACUGGAGCAAAUACUGGCAUUGGUAAAGAAACUGCGGCAGAUUUCGCGAGAAGAGGGGCUCGUGUAAUCAUGGCCUGUCGUAAUCUAAACCAAGCCGAAGCAGCCAUGAAGGAAAUUGUCCAAAACACUGGUAAUAAAAGCGUAGUUGUGAAACACCUAGACCUUGCUUCGUUAAAGUCUGUUCGGGCAUUUGCUGAAGACGUAAAAAACAACGAGGCGAGAUUGGAUAUCUUAAUUAACAAUGCCGGGGUUUUUAAUCUUCCUGAAUUCUUCAAGACAGAAGAUGGCUUUGAAACCAUAGUGGGAGUUAACCAUUUUGGACAUUUCUUACUCACGAAUCUACUCCUUGAUCUUUUAAAGAAAUCGGCACCCUCUCGUGUUGUCGUGGUAUCUUCGGUACUCCAUCGUGGACAGCCAACUGGACCGGCACCUGAACUGAAUUUUGAGAACAUGAAUAGCGAGAUAUCCUAUAACGGAUUCAUGGCCUAUGCUCAAAGCAAACUUGCAAAUAUUUUAUUUACAAGAGAGUUGGCAAGACGUUUAGAAGGCACGAGAGUGACAGUGAAUUCGCUCCAUCCUGGUAAAAUUUCUACAGAUAUUCGAAGGCAUUUCUCACCAUGGAAGAAAUUUACAUGGAAUGUGUUGUUCAGGCAUUUCGGAAAGACGGUAGAAGAAGGCGCUCAAACUCAGAUUCAUCUCGCAGUGUCUGAAGAAUUAGAGGGAGUUAGUGGCUUGUAUUUUUCCGACUGUAAAGAAGACGAGCCUUCGAAACAUGCGCAAGAUGAUAUCGCAGCCAAGAAAUUGUGGGACGUUAGUGCUAAACUUGUCGGGCUGGAUGUGACGUCACAAUUGAACAUACAGACAACUAUGAAAAUGGCUAAAGAAAAUCACGUUACUCCGCGUAUAAAGUCGAAGCCGAGCUGUUUCAACAUGGGUCCAGACAGAUUUGAAACCUUCGUCAGAUUUGGAGCUAUGCGUGCGAAUGCGUGAGAAAGAUUUAUUAAAAGAAAGAUCAAUAUUAGACAAAACGAUUUCCUGAUAGUAGCGCAUCUUUAUUAUUAAAGGUUCACUUCUUGAGAAAACUGGACAUUAUCAAUAUCUCAAAAUUCCUUUAAUUAAAUUAAGAGUGUAUAUAAAACAUUUUAGAUACAAUUAUAAUUGAAUUUGAACUGUAUAUUCUUGUGCUAGUUAUAGUUUAAGGUACAAUUAAAUUUGACUUAUAGUUUGUAUUAUGUAGUUAAUUACAGGACAGAAGUCAAGGCCUAAUAUUAUUAUUGUUAUUUAUUGUUAUUAUUAUAUUUCGAGGACAGCUAACCGCACAAUCUGUAUGUGUAUAUGCAAGAAAUGUGGUCAUAUAUGACUCUGAAUCAGUAGAGAAGUUCAGAUUACAUUGACUUUAACUGACAACUACCGGUAGCCGCUGGCUUAAUACGCAUUUGAUUGGUAAAUCGUGUGCACAAUUAAUGCAUUCGAUUCGAUAUAAUGCAUGGUGACAGUAGUGAGUAGCGGUAGUGGAAGUCUAAAUCUGAACCUUUCUAAUGCACAAGUUUCGAUUGGUUUGUUGUCUAGAAACUCAUUUAAAGAUAAAAUGCUCUGCUGGCGCAUACUGACUCAAUUAUUCUUACCUCGCGUCGACUGCAUGUGCGGCAAAAGACGCGUUCUGCGUGGGAUGAUAAUAGGCUUCCAGAAGGUACGUCACCUUCACUGUAUAUAGGCUUUAACUAUUCGACCCACUGCUGUGCCCAACCAGCUGAAUCUGAUAACAAAUUAAAGGUUUACAAAAUUACAAAGAAUAGUGUCUUUGAAACAACGCCAGAAUAUUUGAAAUAAAAAUAUCGUCGAAAGCUGUUGAUUUAUUGCGAGAUUAGUACGGGCUUCGCAAUUUUAUUUAAAGGACUUGUCAUGAAAUCUGGUGCCCUUAGGGUCAGUGUUACCCCACCUGCUUGCUACUGUACCCCAAUGACCAACUUGCGUAUGUUGGGGAAAUUUUCUCAUUUAUUUAGACUUUGUGUAUAAUUGAUGUUAUUUGAAAAUUGUAUUCCAUUCGUACUGUAUGUGACGCAGUACCUCGCAUUGGUAUUCAAGUUUCAUUUGGAACUCUUAGCGCUUCGACAUUGCCCAAUAAAGUUUUUAAAACGAAAAUAAAACGAAAACACUAUUUUGGCAUUCCGACCUCAAUAUGGUGUCGCUAUAAUGCUAAAAUGAUGAAUUUGAAAGCGGCACAUUGUGAGACAUUGAGAAAAUUGUUGUAUAAUCAAAUGGUGAUUGAACAAUUAAAUACUUUGAUGAGAAGAUUGUAACCUGAAGGGCACUCAGACUCUCAGAGACUGCAUGGUUCCGCUGGCGAAUUAAGUCAAGUAUUAUGCAUAAAUUUUAAAAUGGCCAAAAGGCUAACAUUUGCUAUUCUUUCAUCCACUUUUUAUUGAACAAUUUAACAAUUGUCCUUUGUUGACAGACACAUAUACGUACAAACUUAAUCUUAUUUUAGCCACGUAAUUUUAAUUAUAAUUUUAUAUAAUUUCAUUCAGUGUGUUCAGUUAACAAAUUAGCCUGUAUUCUAAAAGCUCACUCACACUCAACAAGUGGAAGUUCAAUCUGAGCUUCUCUUGAGUGUCAAUGCUGUUUUUGAACAGCUGGAGGGUGAGUAGUGACAUAGUAAGGUACGACACUAACCCUCCAGUUAUUCAAAAAUAGCAAUGACACUCGAGAGAAGCUUAGAUUGAACUUCCACUCAUUGAGUGUGAGUGUGAGUGAGUUUUUAGAAUACGGGCGAUAGUAUACAUAUGUUGUUAUAUGUUGCAACAUGAAAGGUCAAGACAAAAAGGUCAGACUUCUUCGUCUGGAUGAAAUGGUGGCAUUGGAGACACAAACGAAGCCAUUGUCGUUGUUUUAAAUUUUUAUCCUUGUCGCCAUUGUUGAAUUUGAACGUAUAUUAUAUUUCUUGCUUUUCUCACUCUCUACAUCGAAUGAAAUCACAAUCUCAAUAUACUACCAUUUACCGUUUGAUGACUAUACCAUUUACCGGAAAGAUCGCAUUUCUCAACGUGCUGGAGGGGUUCUAAUCGCAGUGAAGAACGAUUCGUUCAAAAGUGUCAACUGUCAAACGGUACUUCCCUACAUCAAAAUCAGUAGACCAAACAGAAAUAGUGUCAGCAGAACUUACGACACAUCACGAUCAAAAAGUACUUUUCUCUUCCUGUUAUCGCCCACCGAAUUCUGGUUCUGACUGGGUAUACGUAGAUACGUUUAAUGCUUUCCUCGACCAAGUGUGUGAUCAGUUCGAUAAGGUGAUGAUUUCUGGUGACUUCAAUUGACAAUAUGCCACAUAUUUCCUGGAAUAACAAUGGUGAAACUCCUAACACAAGUAAUUCAUUUAUCGAAGCCCUAAAUGAUCAUUUCCUAACCCAGAUCAACAGCAUCCCAACUCGAGACAACAACAUCCUUGACCUUAUUAUUACCAAUGUACCUGAACAUGUUAACAUAACUGAUGUGGAAUCGCCAGACAACGCCGUCGUUUUUACAGACCAUUGUGUACUCCACUACGAGUUUAAUGCAUUUGUUGAAAUUCCAAAAACAAAGAGUCAAAGAUACGUUUACAACUACAAAAAGGGCAACUUUUAAGGUUUACGUUCCUUGUUAUCUACCAUUGACUUAACUCUGUGUAUGGAACAUGACAAUAUUAACGAUGACUGGACAUCUUGGAGAAAUACUUUUCUCGGCGCUGUUUCGAAAUAUGUCCCAAGCAUAAAACUAAAAGGACGAAAACAACUGCCCUGGAUAAACGGAAUGAUUUUACACCUGAUUAAGAAAAAGAACACUGCGCGGAAAAAACUAAGAUCGUCCCCGACGAGUCAUCUACGCGAAAAAUGUAAGCAUUUACGUGCCACUAUAAAACGUAUGUUACGCGAAAGUCGAGAACAAUUUUAUGUGUCUUUGGGGAACAACUUCCAAGAGAAUCCAAAACGAUUUUGGUCCGCAAUGAAACAUCAGUCCAAAACGCGCAACAUCCCAGAUACAAUCUCUACAGCUGGAACAAAGAACGGUCAUGAAUCCCAGUCAUCCAGGAUCAAAGCUGACAACCCUGAUGAUAUCACGUCCAUGUUUAACAGCUACUUUGCAUCAGUAUUUGACUCUGAUGACUCUUUGAGGGAAGAAACCAGCCAUGACCUCGAAACUCCAGUCUUGUCUGAGAUAAUUCUGACAGUUGAGGAAGUUCAAGCAGUUCUUGAAACAUUGGAUGUUACAAAAGCCACAGGACCUGACAACGUCCCAGCCCGUCUGCUUAAAGAAACUGCUCCUGUUAUUUCAACGUCUUUGUGCACGCUUUUUAAUAAGUCCCUAAGUCAAGGUGCUCUCCCGGAAGAUUGGAAAAUCGCCAACAUAAUUCCUGUGUACAAGAAAGGUGAAAAAGAAUAUGCUGAAAGCUACCGGCCAAUCUCACUCCUUUCAAUUGUGUCGAAAGUUCUGGAACGCUGCGUCUUUUAUAACAUCAGGGAGCAGCUGUACCAGGUAAUUAAGACCUCGCAGCACGGAUUCACCAGAGGAAAAUCAUGCGUGACCAAUCUUCUCGAAGUUCUCAACUAUAUUGGCUCGAUUUUGGAUGUUGGAGGUCAAGUCGAUGCUGUGUAUCUUGACAUGUCUAAGGCGUUUGAUAAGGUAAACCAUAAACAUCUGUUGCACAAAUUACGGAUGGCUGGAUUUGGAGGUAGUCUCUUGCAGUGGUUUCAAUCUUACCUAACCAAUCGUCAUCAACGUGUAACUGCACAAGGUUCCACCUCUACUACCCUGCCAGUUACAUCAGGUGUGCCUCAAGGGUCCAUCCUCGGUCCAGUCCUAUUCAGCCUCUAUGUCAACGACCUUCCAGAUACAGUUACAUCUAGUCAUGUUGCUAUGUUUGCUGAUGAUACAAAACUGUUCAAAAACAUCAAGUCCGUCAAAGACAGCGAACAGCUUCAAAACGAUCUCAAACAUUUAGAAACGUGGUCUGAAGAGUCUGGUCUCAAUUUUAACGAAACGAAAUGCAAGACACAAC
This is a messenger RNA of Paramuricea clavata, 5248 nucleotides long. The record is from the annotation of a GenBank genome assembly. NCBI's taxonomy places the organism in Eukaryota, Metazoa, Cnidaria, Anthozoa, Malacalcyonacea, Plexauridae.